CUUGAAGACAUAUUAAUGGAACUGAUAAAAGUGGACAUGCAUAAUUUUGUUGUUGGACUCUAACCUGAACUGACAUCUGAUAUAUGCUUUCUAGUUUCAAUUUAUAUCUUUGUUUUGCUUCUAUAUCCUUCAAACUCGCAUCAAUGUUUUUGCCAUAUUCCUCCUAACCAUUUGCAGAAACAUAGUGAACUGACAAUCACUCUGAAUGGAAUGCACGUCCACUCUUGGUGAUCAUUCAAACUGUGGACAUGAUUCCCAAGCUAUUCAUGCAAUCUAACAUUUCUUUUUUGCUAUUUUUGAAAUUCUGUACCGAUUUGUUACUUCAGACCGUUAGUAAAAAAUAAAAAUAAAAAACUACUUUUGCCAUACGCAUAUCGUUAUUUACAUAUUUAUUGUUUUAUAUCCAUUCACUGAUCUUAGACUUUACAUGCAACAUGAUGCCAUUUUCUUCAAUAAAUGUUGUUCUUUGAUGUUUUUAUUAGAGCCAGAAUAAUACCAAGCAUGGAGAUUUAUCCCUUACUUGAAACGAUAAUGUUAUAUCAUAGCUGAUUUAGUUUUUUCACAUGUCUUGCCUGAAUUUCAUUUUUAUAUUGUUAUUUCCCCCCAACUUGGUGCUUCAUAAUUGCUGUGGCUGCUUUUGAAUUCGUUGUUAUGGGAAUCAAUAGAAGCAACAAAUCUAAAAUGGAGGCUUGUGUUUAAUUGGUGUAAAGUGUAAAAUUUAUUGGAUGCUUGAUAACUAAAUUUAUGUGUCUUCUAAAGACAGCAACUUAAAAGCUUUAAGAAUUAUUCUUAUUAAAUUCCUUCUAUUUACAGGGUGUUUUGGUUUUUCUAGCCGCCAAGUCUGGAUUAAUAAAAGAUACAGAGGAAGCUGCUGAGUUUCAAAAUUUUAUAAUUUGUGUUGAGAUGCUUGUCGCGGCAGUUGGGCAUCUUUAUGCAUUCCCCUACAAGGAGUAUGCUGGUGCAAAUAUUGGUAUUUCUGGUGACUUUUCAGCAAGCCUUGCACAUGCUCUGAAAUUAAAUGACUUUUACCAUGAUGCUGUCCACCAGUUUGCACCAACAUAUCACGAUUAUGUGCUCUACAACCACAGUGAGGGUGAUGAGGGUGCCAGGAAAUAUAGGGCUCGGACUUUUGUCCCAACUGGCCUUGAAAUGGAUACCGUAAGAAAAAACAAAAACAUGUUAAGUAACAAGUUGGAAGAUAUACAGUUAUCCAGUCUAUCAUCUUCAGGCAGCAGUACUCCUCAAAAUUCUGGAGUUGUACAUGAUACUGUAAAAUCAGAGGCAACGGACUUGCCAUUGCUCAUGGACGCAUCAAAUAUAAAUUCUGUUCCCUAUGAACUUACUUUCAUUGACAUAAACAUGUCUAAUUACCCAGCAAACGUGCCUGCUGCUAAUGAAGAUGGGACAAGGCUUCUCUCGAGUUAUAAAGAAGGCAGAUUCCUCAAACUUGUCCCUGUUUCCUUGGUCUUGCAAUUUCUCCCCUUGCUCAAGUCUUCCAUUGUGCAAGUUACAUAACCCCAAAAGGGUUAAUUUCGUGGCUGGGUUUCAAGUAGGCUGACUUAACCAGCAAGGGACGAAUACAUUGAAGGGUUAAGGCGUUGGUCGAAAGUUUCAGUGAAGCAAACUUCGGUCCAUGACAGGUGGUAUCAUACAGUAGAAAAUGGGAUGUAAAAUUUCUUAGCUGUAUCAAUUCACAUUUUAAGAAAUUUGAUCAAUUCGUAAUACAUGGAAAUACUCAUUGCUAUGCU
Olea europaea var. sylvestris is the source of this 1748-nucleotide messenger RNA. RefSeq lists its product as uncharacterized. The record is from RefSeq and is a predicted model, not a curated record. The transcript has 3 exons. Lineage: Eukaryota; Viridiplantae; Streptophyta; Magnoliopsida; Lamiales; Oleaceae. Bases 904 to 1515 code for a protein of 203 amino acids.